Rubroshorea leprosula is the source of this 1085-nucleotide messenger RNA. The record is from the annotation of a GenBank genome assembly. Lineage: Eukaryota; Viridiplantae; Streptophyta; Magnoliopsida; Malvales; Dipterocarpaceae.
GAGAAAUGAUGAACCAAAGAGAGCUUCAAGACCCUGGGACAAAGAUCGUGAUGGCUUUGUUAUGGGAGAAGGCUCUGGUGUUCUGAUUCUGGAGAGCUUGGAGCACGCAAUGAAAAGAGGAGCUAACAUAAUUGCAGAAUAUCUAGGAGGUGGGAUAACCUGUGAUGCUUAUCACAUGACUGACCCUCGGUCUGAUGGUCUUGGAGUUUCAUCUUGCAUAACCAAGAGUCUAGAAGAUGCACGAGUUUCCCCUGAAGAGGUGAACUACGUGAAUGCUCAUGCCACAUCAACACUAGCAGGUGAUUUGGCUGAGGUUAAUGCGAUCAAGAAGGUGUUUAAAGACACUUCUGAGAUGAAGAUGAAUGGGACAAAGUCAAUGAUUGGACAUGGGCUUGGAGCCGCUGGUGGAUUGGAAGCCAUAGCAACCAUAAAAGCUAUCACAACUGGCUGGUUGCACCCAACUAUUAACCAGGAUAACCUGGAGCCUGAUGUCACAAUCGAUACUGUUCCUAAUGUGAAGAAGAAGCAUGAAGUCAAUGUUGCAAUAUCUAAUUCAUUUGGCUUCGGCGGACACAAUUCAGUUGUGGUUUUUGCCCCUUUCAUGCCUUAAAGAACAACUCAUGCCAACUUGUUUUCAUUCUGCCUUAAAAAAUAUAACUGAUUUGCAGAUGUUUAAUCUUGCUGAGUGGUAAGAUAAGACAGAGGUAUCAGAAGCAUAUUUGUUCUGAUAAGUUUUGAAGAUUACGCAAAUUCAGCACCGUCUUUUCAUCUUGUAACUGAAUUCAACGAUGAAUUUUUCUUCACUCAAUAAAAUCAACAUAUCAUUUUCUCUAUGUUAUUCAGAAUUUUAGUAUACCAAUCAAAACAGCAAGUAAUUUAGUUCAGGUAAGCAGACCAGUGAUGCACUCUCCUAUGUUAUUCUGUCUCUGUCUACCUAGUCUUUCUUGCUUCAUCUGUUACCCUUCAAGCAAGUUAAAACUAAAACAAUAACAAUAAGGCAAAUGGUGCAAAUAACCCAUUCAACCUACAUUUUUGUGACAAAUCAACCCCUCUACUUUUCAUGUAAAUGAAAUUAGCCUUUAUUU